CUUGUUAAACGUUCAAAAUUACUCUCUUGUCCUCUUCCUCACGGAUUCUCCAUUCUGAAGUAUCAUAGAUCCUCAUCCCCACCUCCACUUUAAUUCAAACUUCAAAUUUCAAACUUAUAUUCUCUCUCUCUCUCUCUCUCUCAUUUUUCAAAGGGGGCUGUCAAUAUAUAUAGAUAGAAGGAUAUGGAGCUAUAGAUACUGCUCCAAGUUGACUUGUGCAUCUCCAUAUGGUAGUGGCUAGGAAUUGGGUUUUGGGGUGUAGUUGCAUCUGCAAAAGGGUUUCUUCACAUGGGAGAUUGUCUCACAAAGAUUGAGUAGUGAAGUUGGGGACUUUGGAGCUCAAAACUUUUGACUGAUCAUUAAGCCUAUUACUGCUCUUCCUCAGUUGAUUGCAGCUUUGAGUUGAUCAAAUGCCGAGAUCAAGGGGAUCAGAGAUGCCUCAGAGACAAUCUCCCAGAGGCCCACUGCAGCUGAGAUCAUCUAGCUCUGAUUCUGACCCGUUGCAUCAUCGACCGAUUACUGACAGGAGCCCGAAGCUAGGUGGCGAUCGUCGAUCGCCGAGAGGUGUCCAGUCUGAUCCCCUGAACCAGAAGAAACUUGGUACUCGGAUUGCAGACCUAGAAUCUCAACUUGGCCAAGCACAGGAAGAGCUCAAAACUCUGAAGGAUCAGUUGUCCUCUGCAGAGGCUGCAAAGAAGGAAGCUCAAGAACAAUUGAAAACGAAAAGUAAGAAACCGAAUGCUGCUUCAAAUAGAGUGGAAGUCCUGGAUAAGCAUCCUCGAACUGGAGAACAAGAGUCGAACAGAAGAGAUUGCGGCACCAGACAUGAUGUUCCUGAUGACAGCCAACCUGAAACUGAUGUUUUCGAAGUUCCAAUGGAGAAGGUGAAAGUGGAACCCGGUGUUGAACGUAGUAAACCAGUGGAGCAAGAUCAGGAGAUGAAACCAAUCAGCACCAUACCAGCGAACGAAUCACCAGAGCCGCCGCAGAAGCCGACAUUUGAUGAUUUUGCCUUGAAGGAUGAUGAGAUAAACUUGUUGAAAACCAAGUUGGAGGAGAGGGAGAAGGAACUUGAAGUGUUUCGUCAAGAGAGCGAAAGCUUGAAAGGACAGCUGAGUGAAGCAGGAGCAGAGAUGUCAACAAGACGAGCCAAGGAAGAGGAAACGGCUUGGAGGUUGAGCGAACUGGGAGAGCAGCUGGAAGCAAGUAAAGCCAAUGAAAUGCAGCUGAAGGGGAAGCUGGAAGCUGUGGAAGGGGCCAAGCAGGCACUGGAAGCUGAAAUGAAGAAACUGAGAGUGCAGACAGAGCAGUGGAGAAAAGCGGCCGAUGCUGCAGCUGCGGUGCUUGCUGGAGGAGUGGAGAUGAACGGGAGACGGAUGUCUGAGAGGUGCGGAUCCAUGGAUAAGCACCUCGGCAACAUGUUUGAGCCAUCGGUUGGCGGGUACACAGGCUUUGUUGGUUCUCCCGGCCUCGGUGACGAUAUAGAUGAUGGUUUUGGGGGUGGAAAGAGGAAAGGCUCUGGUAUUAGAAUGUUUGGGGACCUGUGGAAGAAGAGGGGCCAGAAAUAAUAACAAUCUCUCAUUGUUAAUGGGAAAUCUAUCUUCUUUGCUUAUGUAGUAGUCUUCUCUGCUAGUGUAAUGAUGAUUGAUACAUCAGUCUGCCUUUGUGUUCA
This is a messenger RNA of Diospyros lotus (date-plum), 1672 nucleotides long. Its product is annotated as interactor of constitutive active ROPs 1-like. The transcript is spliced from 3 exons. Lineage: Eukaryota; Viridiplantae; Streptophyta; Magnoliopsida; Ericales; Ebenaceae. The coding region runs from base 411 to 1568 and encodes 385 amino acids. The record is from RefSeq and is a predicted model, not a curated record.